This is a messenger RNA of Spodoptera frugiperda (fall armyworm), 2031 nucleotides long. RefSeq lists its product as uncharacterized. The record is from RefSeq and is a predicted model, not a curated record. The coding region runs from base 259 to 2019 and encodes 586 amino acids. The transcript is spliced from 2 exons. Lineage: Eukaryota; Metazoa; Arthropoda; Insecta; Lepidoptera; Noctuidae.
UAAUAAUAGGGAAUAUGCAGACAAUUUUUUUAUUUUUUUUAUUCAAUUUUCACUUCAUUUUGAUGUAGAAAAAAAAUAAACCAUAGCUGUAAGAGUAGUAAUUACUUUUUUAUAAAAUUUUAAAAAUAGUGGUUUAAUUUGACGAGUUCAAACGCUCCUAUUUCUCGCGCGCUUGAUGCGUGACGUCAUAGGGCACACCUGUCAUUGUAUUGUUUGUUUACAUUGAGAGUUUGAUAGAUAAUAACACGCGUAAUAAUCAUGGAAGAAGAAAAAAAGCCAUUUUAUAGAUAUUGCAUGGUACCAAUGUGUCCUAACAAUAUAAAAAGUACACCAGAUAAAGUGUUUUUUGCUGUUCCGAGAGAUCCGAACAUACGUAAACAAUGGUGUGAGGUUAUGCGAAGAGAAUAUAAUGUAUCUUCAAUAUCGCGUUUACAUUGUUGUGAAGAUCAUUUUAAUAUCAAAGAAGAUACAGUAAAUUAUAUUAAAUACAAGCUCAUGAAGGAACAAGGCGAAAAAGUUAAAUUAUUCUUAAAUAAAGGAGUUAUGCCUCAUAAAUUUCAAUGCCAAAAACGAAAUGCACCAGGACCACAGGAGAGAAUGUAUGAUUCUAAGAAGAAAAGAUUAUCACUUAUAAAUGAAUCUUUCUCCGAACCUGAAGUCAACAGUGAAAAUGUUUUAGAACGUGAAACUUCACAAACAAGUUAUUGUGAUGCCGGACCAAGUACUUCCUAUAUUCAAGGCUGUGAAAAUGAUCCAGUGAGGCCUAGUACCUCUGUUAUGGAUUUGUCUGUAAUAGAGCCCAGUACAUCCCAUGUUGAAGUCUCUACUAAUACAGAAAACUUCCUUAGUGACAAGUGUGUGCAAAUAAAUAUGAGACCAAACUUCAGAAGUAAAAGUGUUCAAGUUAAUUUAACAACAAAGAAGACUAAUGUAGCUUUAUCUCCUGUUCCCCUUCCAUCACAAAAUAUUGGAACUUCACCAAUAAAACCUGCAACAGCUGCGGUAAAAAGAAAUUUAUUUCCUACUAAGUCGGAUACAACAUCUAUUUCUUCCAUUUCUUCACAGAUAUCUCAUGAUUAUGAACCCUGUAGCUCAUCUGACUUAAGUUAUUGUGUGCAAGAUGAAUCAGCAGAUUCAGAUGAUGAAAAACAUUUUAAAAAUGUAAUGCGCAGUAGUAUGUUAAGUGCCAUAGAUAGAGAACCCAAAAUGUUACUAGGAUUACAUAAACAGUCAUAUCAUUUAAUAAAACUAUUAAGUGAAAACAUUCCACUUCCAACUGUAGACAUAUUAAUAACACUUAAGAAAUUGAAGUUAAAUGAAUCUUUUGGCAUACUUGCUUUACAUUUUGGCUACUCACAGAGCACUAUCAGUAGAAUAUUCAAUAAAAGUUUACCUUUAAUCGCAUCAAAAAUGAAAGACUUGAUUGUGUGGCCAACACCAACUGAGGUAUAUAAAAAUUUACCUAUAUCAUUUAGAGCUAGGUAUUCAAAUGUUAUUUCUAUUAUUGAUUGCUUUGAAAUCCAGAUUGAAAAACCUUCCGAUCCAGUCCACCAAUCACUUACUUGGUCACAGUACAAAAAAUGUAAUACAUUGAAGUAUUUAAUUUCAUGUACACCAGAUGGGUUGAUUAAUUUUAUAUCCGAUGGAUAUGGUGGAAGAGCUACAGAUGUCAUGAUAGUGCAAGACUGUGGUUACUUAGACUGCUUACCUCCAAAAAAAGCAGUUAUGGCGGACAGAGGGUUUAAAGACUUAUCACAUUUACUGGGAGCCAGAGACUGUACUCUCGUCCGGCCACCUUCUGUUUCACAGUCCAACCCAAGCACCAAAGAUGAAGUAAAGCAGUCAAAACGAAUAGCAGCUUUGAGAAUUCAUGUUGAAUGUGUAAUAAAUAGAUUAAGAGAGUUUCAUAUGUUACUGCCUCAUGCUUGUGUAGACUAUAAUUUAAUACCUGUCAUUGAUGAUGCAAUAACAUUGGCAUGUGGUUUGGUAAAUAUUCAGGAUGUUUUAAUAAAAAAAUGAAUUAAGAAUGCA